AUGUUUCGACUCUCGUAUCGUUUCAUGGCACGCCCCGCUCUCCGAAAGGGGGCUGUAAAGGUUGCCAAGGCAGCGAAGGUGCUGCCUGCCAAGGGCCUGGGGCAGCCUGCCGCCUCGGCUCUUAAGGCCCCCGUUGCGCCGCUGCUCGAGAUGGUGCCCCCAAAAGUGCCGACACUUGGCAUUACACCACCGUCACACGCCACCGUGAAGCCAGCGGACUCUGGGAAGUUGAAGACAGCUUCCCCCAAAAAGCCGGCAAAGAAGCCGACCAAGCAUGUCGCAAAGGUGACGAAGGACGCACUCCACACGCCCACGAAGGCGAAGGCGAAGCCAGUGACGCCGAAAUUGGGCACAAAGCCGGUGAAGCUGCGGCUGGCCAGCAAGCGUAGGCUAAAGGCGAAGGGGGCGCCGAAGGCUCCCAAGUCGGUGAAGCCGGAGGCUCCCCAUCACGCGACGUCGAAGCCAAAGCGCAAGUGA
This is a messenger RNA of Trypanosoma rangeli, 477 nucleotides long. RefSeq lists its product as uncharacterized. NCBI's taxonomy places the organism in Eukaryota, Euglenozoa, Kinetoplastea, Trypanosomatida, Trypanosomatidae. The record is from RefSeq and is a predicted model, not a curated record. The coding region runs from base 1 to 477 and encodes 158 amino acids. The transcript has a single exon.